Panicum virgatum (switchgrass) is the source of this 4064-nucleotide messenger RNA. Its product is annotated as pentatricopeptide repeat-containing protein At3g63370, chloroplastic-like. The record is from RefSeq and is a predicted model, not a curated record. Bases 29 to 2890 code for a protein of 953 amino acids. Gene Ontology annotation, biological process: RNA modification. Lineage: Eukaryota; Viridiplantae; Streptophyta; Magnoliopsida; Poales; Poaceae. The transcript has 2 exons. Gene Ontology annotation, molecular function: zinc ion binding; protein binding; RNA binding.
UCUUUUGCCUGCCGCCGAUGCCACGGGGAUGAGCGUCCGGCUCCCCGGGGCCUCCAAGCCCGCCACCGCCAUGGCCACCGCCGCGCUGUCCCUCCCAUCACUCCCCCACCGAACUCCCCCGCCCGCGGCACCCGCCAGCUCGCCUCCCCACUCCGCCUCCGCCUCCCUGAAGCCGCUCUGCAAGGAAGGCGACCUGCGUCAAGCCCUGCGCCUGCUGACGGCCCGGGCGCCGCCGCCUCGGGAGCACUACGGCUGGGUGCUCGACCUCGUCGCCGCCAGGAGGGCGGCCGCGGAGGGCAGGCAGGUCCACGCGCACGCGCUGGCCGCUGGUUCCCUUGAGGAAGACGAUGACGGCUUUCUCGCGACCAAGCUGGUGUUCAUGUACGGUCGGUGCGGGCGGGUGGACGACGCGCGCCGCCUGUUCGAAGGAAUGCCCGCGCGGACCGUGUUCUCCUGGAACGCCCUCAUCGGGGCGUACCUGUCGUCAGGGAGCGCCGUCGAAGCCGUGCGGGUCUACAGGGCCAUGCGGGCAUCAGCUGCGCCGGGGUCCGCGCCUGACGGGUGCACGCUCGCGUCGGUGCUCAAGGCUUGCGGUGUGGAGGGGGAUGGACGCUGCGGGCACGAAGUGCAUGGUCUUGCUGUGAAGAGUGGGCUUGAUAAGAGCACCCUCGUGGCCAAUGCACUUAUCGGGAUGUACGCCAAAUGCGGUUUGCUGGAUUCAGCACUGAGGGUGUUCGAGUGGCUGCGUGACGGGAGGGAUGUCGCGUCCUGGAACUCGGUUAUAACGGGGUGCGUGCAGAACGGGAGGACCUUGGAAGCGCUGGAGCUGUUCCGAGGGAUGCAGAGCUCCGGUUUCGGUAUGAAUUCCUACACGGCCGUGGGGGUGCUGCAAGUUUGUGCGGAGCUAGCUCUGCUGAAUCUGGGCAGGGAGUUACACGGAGCACUUCUCAAAUGUGGCAGUGAGUUCAACAUCCAGUUCAACGCUUUGCUUGUCAUGUAUGCAAAAUGUGGCCGGGUGGAUAGUGCUCUAAGAGUAUUCCGUCAGAUUGAUGAGAAAGACUACAUAUCAUGGAAUUCGAUGCUCUCCUGCUAUGUUCAGAACGGUUUGUAUGCUAAGGCCAUUGAUUUCUUUGGUGAAAUGCUUCACCAUGGUUUUCAGCCCGAUCAUGCCUGUGUUGUAAGCUUGUCCUCUGCAGUGGGACAUUUUGGUUGGCUAAACAAUGGCAGAGAGGUUCAUGCGUAUGCUAUAAAGCAGAGGCUUCAUACUGAUUUGCAGGUUGGGAAUACAUUGAUGGACAUGUAUAUAAAGUGUGACUCCAUAGAGUGUUCCACAAAAGUAUUUGAAAGCAUGAGUAUUAGAGAUCACAUAUCUUGGACAACAAUUCUUGCUUGUUUUGCACAGAGUUCACAGCAUUUUGAAGCCCUGGAAAUGUUCCGAGAAGUGCAGAAACAAGGGAUUAAGGUAGAUUCUAUGAUGAUUGGAAGCAUUUUAGAAACAUGUAGUGGUUUCAAAAGCCUCUCUCUGCUAAAGCAAGUGCAUUCUUAUGCUCUUAGAAAUGGGGUACUUGAUUUGAUACUGAAGAAUAGGAUGAUAGAUAUAUAUGGGGAAUGCAGAGAGGUUCGCAAUUCAUUAAAUAUAUUUCAGACAGUAGAGAAAAAGGACAUUGUUACUUGGACUAGUAUGAUUAAUUGUUGUGCAAAUAAUGGGCUGUUGAACGAAGCUGUUUCCUUAUUUAUUGAGAUGCAGAAAGCAAAUAUUGAACCUGAUUCUGUAGCAUUAGUAAGUAUUUUGGUGGCUAUCACUGGUUUGUCAUCAUUGACAAAAGGAAAACAGAUUCAUGGCUUUCUUAUCAGAAGGAACUUUCCCAUAGAAGGUCCGAUAGUAAGUUCCCUCGUGGACAUGUAUUCUGGUUGUGGAAGCAUGAAUUAUGCUACCAAAGUAUUCUAUGGGGUUAAAUGUAAAGAUGUGGUUCUUUGGACAGCGAUGAUUAAUGCUACUGGCAUGCAUGGACAUGGAAAGCAAGCCAUAGAUAUUUUUGAGAGAAUGCUGCACACUGGUCUGACUCCUGAUCAUAUUUGUUUCCUUGCUUUGCUGCAUGCCUGUAGUCAUUCAAAGCUUGUCGAUGAGGGUAAAUACUAUCUGGAUAUGAUGAUGAGCAAGUACGGGUUCAAACCGUGGCAGGAGCACUAUGCCUGCGCGGUUGAUAUUCUUGGCCGCUCAGGCCGGACUGAGGAGGCUUACAGGUUUAUUGAGUAUAUGCCUAUGGAACCAACAUCUGUGGUGUGGUGUGCACUGCUUGGGGCAUGUCGUGUCCACAAAAAUCACGACCUUGCUGUGGUUGCAGCCAAUAAACUUCUUGAACUAGAACCUGACAAUCCAGGCAAUUAUAUUCUUGUAUCAAAUGUUUUUGCUGCGAUGGGAAAGUGGAUCGAUGUCAAAGAAGUUAGAACCAGGAUGGCAGAAAGGGGGUUGAGAAAAGAUCCAGCUUGCAGUUGGAUUGAGAUAGGGAACAAUAUCCACACUUUCACUGCAAGAGAUCACUCUCAUAGAGACUCAGAGGCAAUCCAGCUCAAGCUUGCCGAGAUAACAGAAAAACUAAGAAAAAGAGGUUACACAGAGGAUACAAGGUUUGUCCUUCACGAUGUGAGUGAAGAGGAGAAGAUAGAUAUGUUGCAUCAACACAGCGAGAGGCUCGCAAUAGCAUUUGGCUUGAUCAGCACUCGUCCAGGUACGCCUCUAAGGAUAGCCAAGAACCUCAGGGUGUGUGGUGACUGCCACGAGUUCACCAAGCUGGUGUCCAAGUUGUUUGAAAGGGACAUCGUAGUCCGAGAUGCCAACAGGUUCCACCAUUUCAGUGGAGGCUCUUGUUCUUGUGGAGACUUCUGGUGAACGUGAUUUAAGGCAUAGAACUAAGUACAUAGGCGUCCUAUUGACUUGGAGGUUACUUACAUCAGAGGCAAAGUUGGUGAUGUGGCUAAGCAUGUUUAAGACCAGAAAGUGUCUCUUCUGGCGAGAGGCCCCAUAAGCCUGUCAUUCUGUGGAUGGAGCAACUGAGAAGACGCCUAUUUGGAUUGGUUAUAUGUAACUGUACGCUCAAUCAGUCAUGUGCAGUAGGGCCUUUGCCUAUUUGGAUUGGUGUUAUGCAAUGAUAUCAGGGAGAACCCAUUCUUUGUUUACAUGAAGGGUUUCAGUGCACUGGCAGUCAUGGUCUUUCAACAAUAUGGUAAGUUGGCUCUAGUGAGUUGAUAACCAAUUCAUUUGAAAUGCAGUCAAUAAUCAAUAGAGCUUUCUAAAUUUUAAGCUAUAUCUUGUCUAAUGCCGAUGUCCCUAUCCAUGAUAGAGAGACUCUGGGACAUCUCCGGCUCAGAGGCUGAAACAAAAAAACUCAACCAUGCGGGAGACAAUUAAUUUCAUAAGUUAUUUUAUUUUUCUAUGCAAUAAUUGUCCUACGUUUCCACAAUUAUUUAUUGAAGGAAAAUUUGUUGGGGGAUCCAACAUCAUAUUAAGCAUGCAUCAGGCAAGUUCGCUUUCCAUUUUAUUUUGUUUGUGCAUUAAACCUAUGAUCUUAACUAGGGCCUGGUUCUUCCUUCAUAAAUUUCUUCAGAAGGGGGGACGAUCAUCUGCUUGGUGAUAAUUGAUAUGGCACAAAGAGGUGGACAAAAAGGUGGAUGCUAACGAGCCGUGAAUCAAUCCACAAUACAUUCUUUUUCUCUGUGCAAGCUACCUAGUCAUUCUCAGACAAUUCUAGGUGACCUUGCUGUUCUUUUCAGCGCUGGGUAUGGAUGGUCCCAGGUGGUCUGGCAUUCUGGCCGAGACAAAGCCAUGAUCGGGUCCAGGAAUUCACCGAGCACCGAGCUGUCAGAAUGAACACCGCCACUAUGCAAUGCUGUUCUUUGGUGCAAUGUAUAUUGAGCUUGAGUUCCAGGAAACACAGGUUGCGUACGUUCCCGUAUUUUUUUAAUUCAACUGAAUCUGCAAUGAUAGAUGAUUAGUCUGUAAAAUGCUUGUGCACUAGUACUAUUUUUAUGCAAUAUAUACCCACUGGAGAUGGUGUUUGCGAGGA